Talaromyces rugulosus is the source of this 1101-nucleotide messenger RNA. RefSeq lists its product as uncharacterized. Gene Ontology annotation, molecular function: heme binding; monooxygenase activity; iron ion binding. The coding region runs from base 1 to 1101 and encodes 366 amino acids. The record is from RefSeq and is a predicted model, not a curated record. NCBI's taxonomy places the organism in Eukaryota, Fungi, Ascomycota, Eurotiomycetes, Eurotiales, Trichocomaceae. The transcript is spliced from 5 exons.
AUGGCCGCAACAACUUCGUCUGGCCGUGGAGAGCGCGGAGGGAACGACCGUGACUCUUCUGUCUACCAUGUGCACCGGCGCGCCUGGAGCCUGGUCUUUAGCGAUAAAAUGGUGCGUGGCUACGAGCUCUGCGCGCGCGUGUACCGCCAAAAGCUUGUCGAGCGCCUGCGCGCCAGCAGCGGAGCCAUCCCCGUCGACGUCUACCACUGGUUCAGUCUGUACAUCUUCGACGUCAUGGGCGACCUGCGUUCGGCCGGAGCUUCGGGCGUCGUCACGCUGCUCAAGUCUUUGACGGUGUUUUUUGGCAUCGGGUUCCCCAUCUGGGUCUUUCUCGCGAUCCGCAACACCCCGGGCCUGAUGUCCGAUUUUUGGAAGCUGUUGGACUGGUGUGCGAAGCGCUUCCGACAGUGGCUGGAGAACGAGCAGUCUGAAGUGCCUGAUAUCAGCGCCUCAUUGAUUGGCUCGCUGCUGAUAUAUCGGCUAGCGCCUUUGACGGCCAUCUUCUAUCUCCUCGCACAUCACCCGGACGAGGUGGAAAAGCUGCGGCGCGAGCUCGAGCCCUAUCGUGACGCGGACCAUUCGACUGGCGAGUUCUUACACUCUGAGAUUGCGCGUCUUCCGCACCUGAACGGGGUUAUCAACGAGGCGCUACGCCUUUUUCCCGCCGUCCCAGGCACUGUCCCGCGGAAGACGCCACGGGGUGGAAUCGUUGUCCAGGGGGUGCGCAUCCCCGGCGAUAUCACGGUUUUUUGUCCGCAGUGGGUGAUGGCGCGGUCGGAACUUUGCUGCGCCAAACCAUACGAAUUCAUCCCCGAGAGAUGGUACAGUCAACCGGAACUCGUUCGGAGCAAAUCGGCCUUUGCGCCGUUUAGUAUCGGACCGUAUAAUUGCGUCGGACGACCGCUGGCAUUAUCGAAUCUGCGCACCACGCCCGCGCGGCUCAUCACCAGCUUUGACGUGCAGUUGGGGCCGGCCGAGACCAAGGAGAGAUUCCUGCACGACGUGAAGGACCGCUUUGUGCUGGAGUUGGGGGCGUUGAAUUUGAUUUUGUCGUCGGUGGAUCGUGUUUUUCCUUACCCUAAUCCUAGUUCCUCUAGUUAG